Pseudozyma hubeiensis SY62 is the source of this 2607-nucleotide messenger RNA. RefSeq lists its product as hypothetical. Gene Ontology annotation, molecular function: RNA polymerase II cis-regulatory region sequence-specific DNA binding; DNA-binding transcription factor activity, RNA polymerase II-specific; protein dimerization activity. The record is from RefSeq and is a predicted model, not a curated record. Gene Ontology annotation, biological process: regulation of transcription by RNA polymerase II. Bases 1 to 2607 code for a protein of 868 amino acids. The transcript has 2 exons. Lineage: Eukaryota; Fungi; Basidiomycota; Ustilaginomycetes; Ustilaginales; Ustilaginaceae.
AUGAUCAAGAAUGCAGAUGAGAACGACUUUGCGCUGUCGGACACUGCGAAUGGGGCUGCAACUUUUGACAGACGCAAUACACGACACCGGUUGAAUGCCGACAAGCACGUAGACCCUCAACGCUACGACAGAGGCUAUGCCGACGACUACCUCCAUCCUCAGCAUCAGCUCCAUCCGCACGCCAGUGGCUUCGGAAGACCUGACUCCUCAGUAGCUCCCGACGCCGCCGCCAGCUCGGAUCGCUUUGAGUACAAAGGUGAGACCCUUGUCGCCUCGCACAUUGAGAGUAGACUCUACGACAAUGCUCUCGUUCGCGACUGCUCGGUCAUCGGAGUGCCUCAGCCAGCUGGAGCUGUAGUCACAUCCUCAUCACACCAGUUUUCAAUCGCUGGCACUACGCCAAUUGCCUUCGUGGCUCUCAGCUCUUCCGGUAGAGAACGCUCAGCUCAAGGCGGGGACAAGGAGUCUAAGCGCAUGAAGACCGAGCUCGUCAAAUGGAUCGUCGACUUUGCGCCUCCUUUCAAGCAGAUGAAAGGCAAGCUCAUCUUUGUCGAGUCCAUUGCUCGCAGCCCGGACGGCUCUGUGUUGCGUCACUUACUCGUCGACAAGGCCACCUCUCCUCCCGCCCCGGGUCCCGACAAAGGCUUCUUCAAUACCGUCCUCUCCGAACCAUCUACUCCUGCUGGGCCUAGUAAAGCAGGCUCGGUCAUCGGAGACCUCAGCGAGACAGUCAGUCCACCCAAGAAGGCCGUUCGAGAUUCCAAACGUCGUGCGACUCACAGUCAGAUCGAGCGACGCAGACGCGAAAAAAUCAACGACAGACUCGUAACCCUCCGCUCGAUCGUACCAGCAUGUUCCAAGGAGCUGGAAGACCGACGUCGACAGAAGCAGGAAGAGGAAGACGAAGCGGCUCGCAUCGCUGCUGGCGGUGCACCAAAGACGUAUAUCGAUGCCGCUACAGGAAAGCCGAAGCGUAAGAGGAACCGCAAGAAGCCCGACACCAAAAAGACGGCUGGAGCAGACAAGGAGGAAGAGCUCGGAUUGCAUAAGCUUGAAGUGCUCACGCAUGCCAUCAAUUACAUCUUUGAGCUCAAAGGUGUCAUCCACAAGCUGCAAACAGGUUCAGAUCCUGAACACAUUCCGACAGCGGAUAAUCCUUUCGGUAUUCGCAACAAGGACGGUAGCUACCGCCAAGAUGCCAAGAUCGAGGACGAGCCUGGAUGUGGCCUCGACGCACGCACGCUCGAGGAGGACGACUUGCGCGAGAUCGUGGGCGGAUCGCAAGGCAAAGCAAUGCCGAGCAAAAGCGGUGUCGAGGAUGAGGACGGAGACGAAGAGGAAGAGGAGGAGGAGGAGGAGGAUCAGAUCGAAGAUGAUGUUGCAGAAGGCGAUGAUGAAGAAGAGGCAGUUGCUGCAGAUGAAGACGAAGAUGACGAGGACGAUGAUGAACCACUCGAGCGUCGACACAAGAAGCACAUGACAUCUGCCAGCUUCCGUGCACACGAGUCCCGCCACAACCCGAGUCACUCGCAAUCCUCCCUCGCAACGGUUGAUUCGUUCGUAGUCCCCUGUCGAUACCGUCGCACCGACACGAACUACUCCUCAUCUUCCAGUCGAGGCAGCGCCGAAGUGUCACCCGCAUUCUCGCUCAUUCAUCCCAGCCCCAGCACCAUCUCACCGGCGACCACAGUGACUUCUCCUAUGAUGAGUCUGUCCGCCGAAUCACCCAUCAUGCUUCCCGAUCCAGCCAUCAGCAUGUCCAAGCGUGGCAGCUCCACAGCAACAGGCAGAGUCUCUCAGAGUCUGCCGUUCUCCAACUUACCCGCGUCGGCUUUACCUUUGCCCACUGGUUUACCGGCUAGACGCGAGUCGAGCAGUUUCUUGUUCAAACAGCUCAGCUUGACUUCUCCCAACUUUGCUCCAUUCAACCCGUCCGCCUGUCCAACUUCUUCUGCCACACCUUCGUCUGUAGCGGCGAACAGCGCACGAUCGAGAUCGACGACACUCUCUUUCCCAACGACCUAUGGCGAGGAGUCCGAAAUGCGAGAUACCAGCAGCAUUCCACAAAAGACGCCCGGGUUGUCGGAUAGGGACGAUUCUGCAGGUCAGGGUUCUGCCGCCGAUCCAUCAGAUGCAUCCGCAGCAGCGCUACUGCUCAACUUUUCCACCUCGCCCGAAGUCCUCCGACCCAUCGGAAGUACCAGCCGAAGCAAUAGCAAAAGUGCCACCGCCCGUCGAGCCGCUUCAAGCGUCGCCUCCUCACCUCACGCACGUCCCACAGUCGGUCUACCACAGAACAGAAGCCGAUCCACUUUCUCCUCCCCUCACUACCGCCCAAUUCCACACUCGAGCUCGCUCUACCCGCCUCAAUCUGGUACAACUGCAAGCCCAGCGGUCAAGGCGGAGAUGCAAACAGCAGUGGAAGAGGAGGAAACGUCAGGCUUGGCUUCACCACCUCAUCUAGCGCUCGAUAGCUCGUCUCCGUUGGAGGAAGAGGAGGUCGAGGUGGAUCAGCUCUCGGACAAAACGAUUGAUGAGUUGCCGGAGAGCGUUGUCAAGGUCGAGACUGUAGCGCUGGAUGCUGUGGAGAUGGACACCGCUGCGUAA